This is a messenger RNA of Alnus glutinosa, 2443 nucleotides long. RefSeq names its product L-ascorbate oxidase-like. NCBI's taxonomy places the organism in Eukaryota, Viridiplantae, Streptophyta, Magnoliopsida, Fagales, Betulaceae. Gene Ontology annotation, cellular component: extracellular region. The record is from RefSeq and is a predicted model, not a curated record. The transcript has 5 exons. Bases 167 to 1867 code for a protein of 566 amino acids. Gene Ontology annotation, molecular function: oxidoreductase activity; copper ion binding.
UAUGGGACAGAGAAGUUACAAUAAGCGGAGGCAGAGGUUGAAUAAGGCAGAGAUCAGAGAAAAACCUCCUUCAGCCCCUUUAAGCUCAUUAGUCAAGACUUUUUUUGAGCUCUCACUUGAUUAGCACGACCAAUAAAUUGUUGAAAUAUUGCAAUACAGAAGAAUUAUGUUGAAGCUGCUGGCUUUGUGUCUCUUAACUUCUUUGAUGUAUGUUCAAAUUGCUGACGCCAGAAUUCGGUAUUACAAAUGGGAGGUAAAGUAUGAGUACAAGUCCCCAGAUUGCUAUAAGAAGCUAGCUAUCACCAUCAAUGGCGGAACUCCAGGACCCACAAUCUUGGCGCAGAAAGGCGACACCGUCAUUGUUGAGGUCAAGAACAACCUUAUGCUAGAGAACCUUGCAAUCCAUUGGCAUGGAAUCCGACAGAUUGGAUCACCUUGGAGUGAUGGAACAGAGGGGGUGACCCAAUGUCCAAUAUUUCCUGGAGAUACCUUCAAAUACGAGUUUAAAGUUGAUAGGCCUGGGACUUACCUGUACCACGCGCACUAUGGAAUGCAAAGAGAAGCAGGGCUUUAUGGAUCAAUCCGUGUAUCACUUCCUGAUGGAGAGAAAGAACCGUUUGCCUAUGAUUACGAUCGGAGCAUCAUCCUUAACGAUUGGUACCACAAAAGCACCUAUGAACAAGCCACUGGAUUGUCCUCCAUUCCUUUUGUCUGGGUUGGGGAGCCUCAGUCGCUUCUUAUUCAAGGAAAAGGAAAAUUCGACUGCUCUAGUGUACCCUCUUCAUCCGGGCUUUGUAAUGCAUCCAAUCCAGAAUGCUCUCCUUAUGUCAUGACUGUAAUCCCCGGGAAAACGUACCGACUAAGAGUCUCUAGCUUGACUGCUCUAUCAGCCCUUAGCUUUCAAAUAGAGGGUCAUAAUAUGACUGUGGUUGAGGCCGAUGGGCACUAUGUGGAGCCAUUUGUGGUGGAAAAUCUAUUCAUAUACUCUGGAGAGACAUAUUCUGUCCUUAUAAAAGCCGAUCAAGAGCCUUCAAGAAAUUAUUGGAUGACAACAAACGUGGUUAGCCGACUUCCUAAUACCACAGCCGGUUUAGCCAUUCUCAAUUACUAUCCAAAUCAUCCAAGGCGAUCCCCUUCAACAGUUCCACCGGCCGGCCCCAUGUGGAAUGCCACCGCACCCAGAUUGGCACAAAGUCAAGCCAUUAAGGCUCGCCAAGGUUUCAUAUCCACCCCUCCAGCAAUUUCAGACAGAGUCAUCGUGUUUCUUAACACACAGAAUCUCAUCAAUGGUUAUACGCGUUGGUCCGUAAAUAAUGUCUCUUUCACCCUCCCCCAUACACCUUACCUUGUUGCACUGAAGUACAACUUACGCCACGUGUUCAAUCAGUCCCCACCACCUACAGGGUACGACUUUGUGAACUACAACAUUGACAGCGUCCCUGCAAACAAGAAUGCCACUUUGAGCGAUGGCAUUUAUCGGCUACAGUUCAACACGACAGUGGAUAUUAUACUGCAAAAUGCAAAAUCCAUGAGCAAUACCACCAGUGAGACACAUCCAUGGCAUCUACACGGCCACGAUUUUUGGGUCCUUGGCCACGGAACUGGCAAGUUUGACAUAUAUAACGACCCAAAGAAAUACAACUUAGUGAAUCCAAUCAUGAAGAACACAGUGCCUGUUCAUCCCUUAGGCUGGACUGCUUUGAGGUUUAAGGCAGAUAAUCCGGGUGUUUGGCUUUUCCAUUGCCAUAUAGAGUCUCACUUCCACAUGGGUAUGGGAGUGGUGUUUGAAGAAGGGAUAGAGAAGGUGGGAAAUUUGCCUUCUUCUAUUAUGGGUUGCGGUGAGACCAAAGGAUUGGGCAAGCCAUAGAUAAUUAAGAUGAUAUUUUCGGUGAACCUAUAUGCAUUGGUUUACCACAUACAGAACAUCAAUUAGAGAGCCAUGGAGUGUCAAUUUUCUGCAAGUAUUCUUUUAAUUUUUUGGGGAGUCGAUCAGGCCAAGGCUCUACAUUGCUUUUUCUUUCACUUAGAGGGGAUUUUUGUGCUUUGGUUGAAAAAUUGUGUUGACUUUAUUAAGGACAAUGAGGUUACUAUCUUAAAAUCUAAGUGACGUUACUACUAUUGAGAAUUGAAUCUAUUGGAUGAGCCAAGUGACGUUACUGCCAUUGAGAAUUGAAGUUAUUGGAUGACCUUAAAAGCCAAGCCGUUUCUACUAUUAAUUGAGAAUUGAAGUUAUUGCAUUGGGAAGCCUAGCUACUUCUACUGUUACUGUCUUGACAUAAUGUCCUAGCGAGAAUAUUGACAGCAAUGUAUAUAUUUCAAUUACACAUAAAUGUUUUGUAAACUUUAUACUUUUAUUCUCUUUGUAUUAAUUAUUGUAGUUUGUACCCAAGUAUAAAUAUGAAGCUACACCCAAAGCAUUUCUUGGGCUGUUUUAUCACAACAA